Diversispora eburnea is the source of this 840-nucleotide messenger RNA. The record is from the annotation of a GenBank genome assembly. Lineage: Eukaryota; Fungi; Glomeromycota; Glomeromycetes; Diversisporales; Diversisporaceae.
AUGUCUACAAAAUCUCGAGAAUUUCAAUUUAUUCUUGGAACAUCCCAAAGUUACAAAAACUCGAAGACAAUCGAAGAGGAAUAUUUCGACCAAAAAAUAAAAGUCGAAAAACUGUUAGUAAAUCCCGCAUAUUCCAUUUAUUUGUCAUUAGAAGAAUUGACAGAAACUUCUGCUAAUUCGAGAGAAGGUUCCAAAUAUACGAAAAAUGAAAGGGAACAACCGCCGCGUUCCUUAAAUCCUUUUAUGAUUUUUCGUAAAAAUUUUCACAAAGGUUUACGAAAAAAUAAAAUAAAAAUUCAAAACGAUCAAAAUUAUAAUGUUAAAAAAGCAGAUAUUAUAUCAACUUUGGCGACCCAGGCAUGGAACGAACAGGAAAAUCCGGCUGUAUAUUAUCUUUUCAUAGAACUAGCCGAUCUAGCAAAAAAACAAUACAUAAACAAAAUUCCAGAAAUUUACGUAGAAAAUCUUUAUAUGAACGAUUUAAUGAUUUUCCCUAAUAUUGAAAUUGUCGAAAAUCAAAAUACUGAAAAUACCGAAAUUGCUCUGGAAGAAGAAAAUGGUUGUCUUGAAUGCAAUAAUUAUUAUCAAUUAACAUCAUAUUCUGCUCCUUAUGACGAAAAUUUUUCUUCUCCACCGUCAGAAAACUUCGAAAUUUAUCAAAAAGAAAACAUGUAUAUCAAUUAUACCAAUUAUCAACUACCAUCAACAACAAAAGAGCAUGUACAACUCGAAUUAAUUGGAAGCGACAACAAUGGAUAUUUCGAUAACAAUUUCGAAUGUGGUUUAUCUUCCACCUCUUAUCAUUUAUUACCACAAUUCAACUUUCAUUCAAUUCCCUAA